UAAUAUUUUACUUUACUACUUUAAUCAGUAAUCUGAUUUGUGCAUUGGUCAGAAUUUGCCAUUUUUAAGGACAUUUAAGAUAUAUCUUCAUUUUAAUAGAAGGCUACAUCACCAUCUUUCUACUUAAGUCUUUUUUGAUCAGAACUCAAUCAGAAGCUUUCUUUUGGCAUGAGAGAAGUAACAGCCUCUCCCUGUGAGCUUUUACUGUUGGACUAGCUUACAGUCAGCUAUGUUCCGCUUGUGGUCAGGAUCUGUGACUUCCCAGCAGUUACAGUCUUGACUGGAGUAAAGGCAAUGGAAACCUUUCCAAAUGGAAAGUUCUCAAACUGGAUAGAGCAGGAACCAGCAGCCCCACUUUGCCAGCAGAUGUAGGGAAACGGUGCAGGACGCCAUUGGGAGACAAACGCACCUGAUUAUUUCCAGCAGGGAUACGGUUCAGAAAUUUUAACCUUAUGUUCAUCUGUACUGAGUGGAAAUAUUUUUAGUUGGCAUAUGUAAUUCCAAGGAUCUGGGUUGGCCCGUUUUACAUGCUAAGCAUUAGAAAAAAUUCGUUUGAUAGAGCAGCCCUUUUACGUUCCCCUAUCAGAACAGACAGAAGUCCUUUGUGGAAACCAUGUCUGGGGCCCGUCAGCUGGGCCCACCUUGCGCAGCUGCAGUAGUGAGCUGAAAGAGCGUCUAGAGGUCGGACUUUUGCAGCCACAGUAGCUGCAGAAAGAAUGUCUGUGGUUCUCACCUUGUGCAAUCGCAGAGGCCGGCUGAAAGGGUGUUCAUAGGUCGCGCCUUGCGCAGCCCCAGUAGCCAACCGAAAGUGUGCGCAUAGGUGACACCUUGCGCAGCCGCAGUAGCCAGCUGCAAGUGUCUAUAGUUCCCACCUUGCGCAGCCGCAGUAGCCAACCGAAAGUGUGUGCAUAGGUGACGCCUUGCGCAGCCGCAGUAGCCAGCUGCAAGUGUCUAUAGUUCCCACCUUGCGCAGCCGCAGUAGCCAACUGAAAGUAUGUGCCUAGGUGACGCCUUGCGUAGCCGCAGUAGCCAGCUGCAAGUGUCUAUAGUUCCCACCUUGCGCAGCCGCAGUAGCCAACGGAAAGUGUGUGCCUAGGUGACGCCUUGCGUAGCCGCAGCAGCUUGCUACAAGAGUGUCUAUAGUUCCCACCUUGCGCAGCCGCAGUAGCCAACGGAAAGUGUGUGCCUAGGUGACGCCUGGCGCAGCCGCAGUAGCGGGCUGAGGAAAGAGCCAACGGUCACAGGUUCUUUUCUUUUGAGCUUCAAAGGCUGUCAGCACUUUUUUUUCUCUUUUUCCUUCACCUCUUGAGUGAGUAGCUAUGAGCUGGGCUGUGGUAGUCCUGCGGACCAGCCAGAGGGUGGGCGCAAAGAGAGUGAACUUGCUGUGCCCGGCAGUGGCUCUGAGUCCCCGGCGGCCGGCGGGCCUUCCUCUCGGGGAUGCCUGGCCCGUCGCCCCCGCGUCCAAGAUGGCGACGGUCAGGUGUGAGCUUAUGAAGAACUUCUCCUCAGAGGAGGCUGUUCAUAGCAAUAAGAUCUCCAUUGUAGGAACUGGAUCGGUUGGAAUGGCCUGUGCUAUCAGCAUCCUAUUAAAAGGCUUGACGGAUGAACUUGCCUUGGUGGAUGUUGAUGAAAGCAGAUUGAAGGGUGAGACAAUGGAUCUUCAACAUGGCAGUCCUUUCGUGAAAAUGCCAAAUAUUGUUUCCAGCAAAGAUUACCUUAUCACCGCAAACUCCAACCUUGUGAUUAUCACAGCGGGUGCACGCCAGGAAAAAGGAGAAACACGCCUUAAUUUAGUCCAGCGAAAUGUGACCAUCUUUAAAUUAAUGAUUUCCAGUAUUGUUCAGUACAGUCCUCGCUGCAAACUGAUUGUCGUUUCCAAUCCAGUGGAUAUCUUAACUUAUGUAGCAUGGAAGUUGAGUGAAUUUCCCCAAAACCGUAUUAUUGGAAGUGGUUGUAAUCUGGACACUGCCCGUUUCCGUUUCUUGAUUGGGCAAAGGCUUGGUAUCCACUCUGAAAGCUGUCAUGGGUGGAUCCUUGGAGAGCAUGGAGACUCAAGUGUUCCUGUGUGGAGUGGAGUGAACAUCGCUGGUGUCCCUCUGAAGAAUCUGAACUUAGAUAUAGGAACUGAUAAAGAUCCUGAGCAGUGGAAAAAUGUUCACAAAGAUGUGGUUGCUAGUGCCUAUGAGAUUAUUAAAAUGAAAGGUUAUACUUCUUGGGCCAUUGGCCUAUCAGUAGCUGAUUUAACAGAAAGUAUUUUGAAGAAUCUUAGAAGAGUGCAUCCAGUUUCCACCAGAAUUAAGGGUCUCUAUGGGAUAAAUGAAGAAGUGUUCCUCAGUGUUCCUUGUAUCCUGGGAGAGAGUGGUAUUACUGACCUCAUAAAAGUAAAGUUGACCCCAGAGGAAGAGGCUUAUCUGCAGAAGAGUGCAAAAACACUUUGGGAAAUUCAGAAGGAGCUUAAGUUUUAAAGUUGUUUAAAACUACCAUUCUAAAGCUGAUGAAGAAAAUAUAGUAGUUGUGGAGUUCUGUAUGUCCAGUUUUUAAAAUAAAUUUGAAUUCCUAAAAGUUG
This is a messenger RNA of Phacochoerus africanus (Common warthog), 2566 nucleotides long. It is a transcript of the gene LDHAL6B, whose product is annotated as lactate dehydrogenase A like 6B. Gene Ontology annotation, molecular function: L-lactate dehydrogenase (NAD+) activity. The record is from RefSeq and is a predicted model, not a curated record. Bases 1320 to 2465 code for a protein of 381 amino acids. Gene Ontology annotation, biological process: carboxylic acid metabolic process. NCBI's taxonomy places the organism in Eukaryota, Metazoa, Chordata, Mammalia, Artiodactyla, Suidae. The transcript has a single exon. Gene Ontology annotation, cellular component: cytoplasm.